This is a messenger RNA of Sesamum indicum (sesame), 1363 nucleotides long. RefSeq lists its product as uncharacterized. The record is from RefSeq and is a predicted model, not a curated record. Lineage: Eukaryota; Viridiplantae; Streptophyta; Magnoliopsida; Lamiales; Pedaliaceae.
UUGCCGUAAGUUUUCGAUUGUUUUUCGUGCCGGUUUCAGUUACCGAUUGUUUUCUCGCUAUUUUGUCGUUUUCCGACGAGGUAUUGUUAUUGUGUCGUAAUAAUACUGAUAAAUUUGGCGGUGGAGCUGACUGUGUUUGGAAAUUGAGCUUUCGCGAUUUGACGAUCUUCUGAUUUUCUGUUGAUUGAUCUCGUUGUGAAUACCGACGAUUCGUGUAGACAGCUGUUGGGCGAAUAUAAGCUCUCCUAUUCAGUUGCCGCUGUUGUAGAUGGAAGCUCGCAGAGCAAAUAAAACACCAGCUUGCCAAAAUAUAACCAACAACUGUGGGUCUGUAGCAGAUCCCAGUAAUUCAACUAACUACAGUCGAGGGGAUCUUUCUAUGGAUGACCUCAAAACAUGUUUGACUGAAUCUCUGAGUGUUGAAAACAUUGAAAUAUCAGGUGGGGGCUUCAACCCAUCAUUUGGGAAGAAUUAUAAAGACAAUGUGGCAAAGGAAGAUGAACACGAAGGUGCAGAUAAAGUAAAAUCCAGUAAUUCAGCUUCUGCGGAACACUUUAGUAACACUGCUGCAUCUCUUGAUGAACCUAAAUCAUCCAUUGCUGCCGUGUUGAGUGGAGCAGAUGGGCAGGAGGAUGAUAAGACUAGUGAAGCUUCCAAAGUAAAUCGCUCUGCCAGGUCGGUUGACCAAUGUCAUUCACACUCCUCAUGGCAGAAUUCUCCUUUGAAGCUUGUAUCUGCCAUGAAAGGAAGCCGCGAAAGGCAGGGUACAGCGCCAAAGAAGCUAUCUGUGACCUGGGCCCCUGAUGUUUAUGAUCCAACUCCAACAGCAGCAUCACACGUUCCAUCAAGCAAGAAUCAAUACUAUCGCAGUGAUGGCAGGAAGCACGGGAAGAACAAGCAGAAGAGGGGUGGGAAAUCAUCACGAGGCAGCAGAGGCAAAGACAAGAAGCAAGCUCGGAAGAACAGUGGGGAUAGUGCUAAGUUAAAGCCUCUGCAUGAUAAUGACAUGAUUGAUACUACACAGCCUCUAGGAGGUGUUGUCGAUUAUCAUGGUGCCAGUCCUGAUCCGUUCUGCGGGAGUAGUUUUCUGAAGAAAUCUGUCGCCACUUUGCACUUUCCCGUCACGGAGGCCACUUGACAGUGGCAUUAUUUAGUGUGCUUUUAUUACCAUUGUAAAUGAAAAAUAAUGGUAAGAUCUUGAUAGUUAAACUUGUGAGACACUGACAUGCAAUAAAAUUUGUCAGAUGGUUAUCAUAGAUCACAUACAUUUUGUUGAUUGUACUUUAACAUUGUCUACGGUUUGUGAUACCCUUUCCUUCCAUUUGAGUAUACAUGCAAUAAAAUUCAUCAGAUCGUUAUCAUA